UGCACAGUCAUUUCAACUUCAAACCCCCCCCCCCAAACUCUCAAGUUUUCUUCAUUUUAACCCCUUUGCACCAACGGCAUGGCCGCCGCUUCCAAAGGCCUCGUUUCUCGUUUCACCCACCUCCUCUUCUUCCGCCCCACAUCUCUUUCGCUUUCUCAGGCAUCCCUACAGCAAACCACACAGUUCAGAACCUUCAUCCUGGAGGCAGAAAAACAUGAUUCUAUCAGCUCUCGAGUUAUCCAAGCUACACCCGGAGUUAUGACCCGCCAUUCGAAGCGGACUGGUGCUAUCGCCGUUAAGUGUGGAAUGACGGCGUUGUGGGAUAAGUGGGGCGCCCGGAUUCCCGUUACGAUUCUCUGGUUGGAUGAUAACAUCGUCUCCCAAGUCAAAACCCCUGAAAAAGAAGGAUUUUCUGCGCUUCAGAUUGGGUGUGGACAAAAGAAGGAGAAACAUUUGAGAAAACCUGAAGUGGGCCAUUUUAGAGCUCAAGGCGUGCCCAUGAAAAGGAAGCUGAGGGAGUUUCCAGUGACUGAGGAUGCUCUUCUUCCCGUUGGAACAUCCAUCAGUGUUCGCCAUUUUGUUCCAGGGCAGUAUGUUGACGUCACUAGCAUUACAAAAGGGAAGGGAUUUCAGGGUGGGAUGAAACGGUGGGGCUUCAAGGGUAUGCCUGCAUCUCAUGGUGCAUCAUUAUCGCACCGAAGUAUUGGUUCUACUGGUCAAAGGGAUGCUCCAGGAAAGGUUUUUAAGGGAAAGAAGAUGCCUGGCCACAUGGGUGUCGAGCAAAGAACAGUUAAAAAUGUUUGGGUUUACAAAGUUGACCCUGCAAGGAACCUAUUAUGGGUAAAAGGGCAAGUUCCAGGUGCAGCCGGAAAUUUUGUCUUCAUAAAAGAUGCAGUCUACAAGAAGCCAGAUGUGUCUUUGCUUCCGUUUCCUACUUAUUUUGCACCAGAAGAUGAGGACCCGACAAAAUUGGAACCUUUAGUAGCUGAUAUCGGUGAGACAGACCCUUUUAUGGCAGCAGAUUGAUGUUAGCUGAUAAUUGGUGAUAAAGACCCCUUUCUGGCAGCAAAUUUAGUGAAGGCUAUAGGUUGCUAGGGAAAAAAGAGUGUAAAUUUUUUGUUUCUCUUUUCUUGAGAAGUGGUGGUAUUGGUUUAAAUGAUUUAUUGUUGUGAUUUUAUUAUGAACAAGACAGGUAAUAGAGUUGAUAAUUCAACAAGUGGUUGGGAGGGGCGGUUGAUGAACCAUACAAGAGUAGAAUAGGAUGUCCAAGGAAUGUAAUUCUGUUAUAUUAUUAAGAAUUCAGGCCUGGUUUGUCUUGUUUAUUCUGUUAUUAAUGUCAGACUUGCUAUAAUAAAUGCAUGGUUUUGGAAAUCAAAA
Molecule: messenger RNA, 1377 nt
Organism: Sesamum indicum (sesame)
Lineage: Eukaryota; Viridiplantae; Streptophyta; Magnoliopsida; Lamiales; Pedaliaceae
Gene: RPL3P
Product: ribosomal protein L3 plastid
Biological process (GO): translation
Cellular component (GO): ribosome; mitochondrial large ribosomal subunit
Molecular function (GO): structural constituent of ribosome
Source: RefSeq, a predicted model, not a curated record